AUGGCAUCAUGGAGACCACUGAGUCUGUUGCUUUGGACACAAACAAAGGGCUGGACAGCUGCCAUUCUCGUUAUUGUAUUCCUGAAUUGGAGUGUUUUCACUAGGCUGGAGCUUAUAUUGUUGUGCACAGCAUUCUCGCUUCGCGAAUACUAUUCAGUCUUCAAGCGAACAGCCUGGGACCAAUCAGUCAUCCCCACAUACCUAUCAAUGAAUGCGCUGGAAAUGCAAUCGAUUCCAGAUGGGUUUCAAGCAUGGCAUGAAGGCAGGGAGACAUUUACUGGUGCUUGCCAACCAGAUCAAGCUCAGAUGUGCUAAUAAUUUUUUUCCCUUUGUCAUUGCAACGGGGAUGUCGAUUGCAGUGGUCCAUGGAAGGGAUAGUAGCGUAGUCGGCCAAUUAACGUCGUUGACCGGUCAAACCAUAAUGUCAGAAAUGGCUUUAGCUGGAGCUCUGUUGAACGUUCGACAGCCCCUUGAACUUGACUUGAAGCUCAGUGAACCACGAGUAAGACUAGGCACAAUCGAUCAUUUUUCAGAUAAGUUCAAACAUCCACAUUGCUCGAACAAUACAAAAGCUUGUCCCAAAAUGACUGUACUGAUUGACUGCGAACUACUAGGCAUUGCACUGUC
Suillus fuscotomentosus is the source of this 627-nucleotide messenger RNA. RefSeq lists its product as uncharacterized. Bases 1 to 315 code for a protein of 104 amino acids. Lineage: Eukaryota; Fungi; Basidiomycota; Agaricomycetes; Boletales; Suillaceae. The transcript is spliced from 3 exons. The record is from RefSeq and is a predicted model, not a curated record.